Messenger RNA from Microdochium trichocladiopsis, 492 nucleotides. RefSeq lists its product as uncharacterized. NCBI's taxonomy places the organism in Eukaryota, Fungi, Ascomycota, Sordariomycetes, Xylariales, Microdochiaceae. The coding region runs from base 1 to 492 and encodes 163 amino acids. The record is from RefSeq and is a predicted model, not a curated record. The transcript is spliced from 3 exons.
AUGGAGGCUGGAGAGUUCGUGCAGAGCGGCAGAGCUUCGCAAUGGGCAGCCCCUCGUCUCAGCCGGCUCGUGGGAACUAGAAAAGUAGGGCGAAGAGUAAUGAAAGCAGACGAAGUGAAUAACGUGCUCUGGGUCUUUCCAGUGUCCGCAGGCGCAUUUGAGCUCCGCAUCUGGGUGGUCGAACUUUCGGUGGUACCAGGCAAAGUCGCCGUGGCCGCUCCGUGCACUUCGGAGGGCGCUUACCCAGGUUUCGCUACUGACACGUGCUUCGUGGGGCUCUCUGUGCCAGCAAUCCAUGAGGACGCGUGCUCGUUCAGCAGUCGACUGGCAAACUCAUUAGCUAUGGGCAUCAAAGACCACUGGUGCUGUAAGGCCUCCUCAAUGAAGGGACAGCUCCCCCGUCUGUCCGCUAAUAGCUUUCAUGAUCAUUCACUCGCACAGGAGGCAAGUUUUGCUUGCGCCACUUUCGGCGCAGCUACUUCUGGCACAUAA